Molecule: messenger RNA, 1002 nt
Organism: Metarhizium robertsii ARSEF 23
Lineage: Eukaryota; Fungi; Ascomycota; Sordariomycetes; Hypocreales; Clavicipitaceae
Exons: 2
Coding region: 1-1002 (333 amino acids)
Source: RefSeq, a predicted model, not a curated record
AUGGCAACGCUACCAGUGCGUUCCGAUGCUCCCAUCGUUGUUGGGGAGGCACCCUUACAGAAGGCCGUCCUAGAGUUCAAGGCCCCUGGUAAACUCGAGGUAGAGUCCGGAUACGAACAGAUGACCGUGGCGACUGAGCCAGACGAUUUCUGGAUAGAGCUACAAGAGCUCAUGCUCCUGGAUAAGCCGCUUGAAGGCAAGGUUAGCGACAAUACGGGGCGUCCGUACUGGUCAGACGAGUACGCCAUGCCCAUGGGCCCUCAAAAGUUCGACCUGACAGGGCUCAGGUCCACAGGCGACAAGGUUUGGGUGAAGUUAAUACGCGAAGCGUCGACUCUGUAUAUCCUUGAAGUCAAUUGUGGGGAUGAGAACCCGCGUGAUGAGAAGGCAGCGGAUGGACAAGCGCGUGAUGAGGACGCAGCGGACGGACAUGCGAUUUGGAGGCGAUUGAAACUUUAUAAAGAUGGAGAGAUGGAGUUUUUCGACGUGGCAAGCGACGAAGACAAAGCUGAUGGACAUACAAACGUGUCACGACGCGUCAAUGGGCGGGGGACGAGGUCUGACGGUUUGGAUACAGCCUUGUGGAACGGUCGAGCGGCUAGUUCGACGCGCUAUCCUUUGCGAUCAAAAGGCGCCACUGACGUCUUGUCAGGACAACAGCAAACGGCCCCUGAAGCCGGCUCACCGGUUCUGGGGAGUGACGCUGACCAAGUACUGCCCAUCGGCAAAAGGGUCAGCCAGAGAGAACGACUCAACGAUGAUCCGUACCAAGUCCUCUCAGACGGCGAGCAAACGCAAGCCAGCGCGCUCCCGAAACGAUCUGCCGUUGACCUGGUCGCUGUACUGACUCCGAUCGAGCUGUGGGAUGAUUCAGGUUUGAAGAUUCAAUUCUGGGGAAUCCCUCGAACGCUGAAUGUGAUUGCAGAUGACGCCGCGAAGCAAGCUGCUAGGAAGGUGGACGGUCCAGAUGAAUACUGUGAAAUUAAGGGCGUCCUCACAUAG